AAAAAGCAAUUGAAAAAACAAAAUUGUUGGUGACUUCUCACUUGUGUGUUGUCGAGCGGAUGUGAGAGAGAGAAAGCGCGAGUGUUUCCUCUUUCCACUGAAAGGGAUAGGCAGAGUUUUUAGGGUUCCUCCCUUUUGUUUUGGAUCUCAAUUAACUGUCAUCAAUGGCGGAUUCCGAUGUCGGAAAAUUAUUCGUCGGUGGAAUUUCUCGUGAUACUACCGACGUUACUCUUAGAGAUCACUUCACUAAAUACGGCGACGUUUCUUCUUCUAUUAUUGCUAAAGAUCGUCUCUCUGGUGGGCCCAGAGGUUUUGGUUUCGUCACUUUUUCUGACGCUUCUUCUGUCGAUCAAGCUCUUCGUGAUCAUCAUGUUAUUGCUGGUAGAGCGGUAGAAGUGAAAAAGGCUAUACCGAGGAAUGAACAACAGACCAAUACAUCUCAACAACAACAACAACAACAACAACAACAACCACAACAACGACAACAGUCGCAACACUUGCAUACGAGUAAAGGAUCUCUUAGGAAUAUAAAUGGUAGUUAUGGAGGUAGCAACAAUGAUCAAUACUUAAGAGCUAAGAAGAUUUUUGUAGGGGGUUUAUCGGCUAAUCUAACUGAGGAGGAGUUUAAGAAUUAUUUUGAAAAGUUUGGUAGGAUUACAGAUGUAGUUGUGAUGCAUGACAACAAUACUAACAGGCCCAGAGGAUUUGGGUUUAUAACUUUUGACUCUGAAGAGGUAGUUGAGAAACUUAUGCAAAAGAGCCACCAUGAGCUGGGUGGUAAGCGGGUGGAGGUUAAGAGGGCUGUUCCUAGGGAUGCAACUAAGAAUUUUAACAAUGGAAAUAACUCUAGAUUCGGUGGUGGGAGAUUCCCCCCUGCUGCUGCUUACACAGAGGAUAACAGUUGGCCGAGAGGUCCUGCCACAGUCAUGAAUUAUCCUGGUCAUUUUCCCCUUUCGACCUAUCCUGGUUAUUACUACGGUGGGGUCUAUGGUGGUGGAUAUCCUGUUAGUGGUUAUGGUGUGUUUGGUUAUGGGAUGCCUAUGGUUCCUCCUAGGGUCCCUUGGAAUGGUGUUGGAAUGAUGGAGGCUCAACCUUUCCACUAUGGCACUGGGUUUUAUCCCACCGGAGUCAAUGGGGGAGUUGCUUUAAUGGGAAUGAUUAAUGGCUAUAAUGGCAUGGUAGAUGCUGGAGGUAAUGUGAAACCAGAUCAGGAUGUUAGUGGCAAUACUCAGUUGCCUGCAAAUGAUUCCCCUCGCCAAAUGAAUGGAGCAAGGUCUGAUGUUGGGAACUCGAGUUCAAAGAUGGGACAAGGGGUUGUGAAUGGCAAGAAGAAUUCAAGAAGUGUCGAUGUGCAAGUGCAAUCUAAGGUAUCUCCUGUGAGUGAGUCCAGCUGACCAAGUUCCACUUGUAUCCACGAAAUGUCACAAUGUUGAUGAUUCAUACACUGAAGGAGGUUGAGGCUGUUUUGCAGUCUCUGUACAAUAGUACUUUUGCUAUCUCCUUCCUAUCUCUGUCCAUUUAACUCCUUAUAUAUAUAUCGAUCGUUUCUUUAUCUCUUUAUUUCAUUCAAUAAUUUUUCAGUACAGGAUUUGGGUUUCUGUAAUAUAGUAGUUUAUAACUGCAGAAAUUUCUGUCA
Molecule: messenger RNA, 1636 nt
Organism: Beta vulgaris subsp. vulgaris (sugar beet)
Lineage: Eukaryota; Viridiplantae; Streptophyta; Magnoliopsida; Caryophyllales; Amaranthaceae
Product: RNA-binding protein 1
Exons: 2
Coding region: 165-1394 (409 amino acids)
Molecular function (GO): RNA binding
Source: RefSeq, a predicted model, not a curated record